AUGACGUCUUUGGACAUACGCCAGCAAAAAUUAGAGCAACAAAGGCAGAUUAUUGCGCAAAAAAUGAGACAGAAAAGGCAAACUGGAGCCGCUGGUAUGGUCCAGGCUUCGGCUAUACCUGGUGCUACUUUUAUUAGUCCUACUGGGAAGUGGGUCGCUCCUGCUAAUGACAUUCAUGUUUUUGAUGGAUCAAUGCAAUACACAAUGUCACCAACAAAAAGCAAUAAAAAUCUCAGUGACAUUAAAACUCCGACUGUCGAAUUGCAACACACGGACAAUGUGUUUGACGAAGCUUUAGAGACUAGGGACUGCGUUGACGAAGAAUCUUCACCGCUGGACACUCGAUUAGGUGGUGAGCCGAUUUCCCUGAGGUCUACGCUUCCAGUUGCUCCUUCGGAUCCGGAUGCUGUUAUCGUUAACCGUGAAAAUAACUCAAAUAGCCCGGAGUUGGAAGGAAAUGUUGAAGGUAAUAUUGAGCAAUUUGUACUACAGCCGGCAAAUAAAAAAAUGCAUUACAAAUGUCGGAUUACAAGAGAUCGUAAAGGUAUGGAUCGUGGAUUUUAUCCCACGUAUUUUUUACAUCUCGAACGUGAUUAUGGUAAAAAGGUAUUUUUACUGGCGGCGAGAAAACGUAAAAAAAGUAAAACAAGUAAUUACUUAAUAUCUACGGACCCAACGGAUUUAUCCCGUGACGCAGAGUCAUUCGUCGGUAAGCUGCGGUCGAAUUUGAUUGGCACACAAUUCACAGUCUACGACAAUGGAUACUCACUAAUGAAGGAUGAUAAAAAGCACAAUGAAAGAGCUAAUCCGCGGCAAGAAUUGGCAGCUGUUGUCUAUGAUACUAAUGUACUAGGUUUCAAAGGUCCUAGAAAAAUGACUGUCAUCAUUCCUGGAAUGACACCUGAUCAAAAACGAAUAUCUAUUUGUCCUCGUGAUGAUUCUGAAACACUUUUAGAAAGUUGGAAGAUGAAAAAUAUGGAUAAUUUAAUUGAGUUACAUAAUAAAACUCCAGUAUGGAAUGAUGAUACGCAAUCAUAUGUUCUUAAUUUCCACGGAAGAGUUACACAAGCUUCUGUUAAAAAUUUUCAAGUUGUACACGAUACUGACACGGAUUACGUUGUAAUGCAGUUUGGACGUGUCGCUGAAGAUGUAUUUACAAUGGAUUAUCGUUUUCCAUUAUGUGCAUUGCAGGCUUUUGCUAUCGCACUGAGUAGUUUUGAUGGUAAACUUGCAUGUGAAUGA
Molecule: messenger RNA, 1242 nt
Organism: Cotesia congregata
Lineage: Eukaryota; Metazoa; Arthropoda; Insecta; Hymenoptera; Braconidae
Source: the annotation of a GenBank genome assembly